GCCCAUUGCCCAUCUUGUGUCAUUUUUGUGACUCAGUUGCCCCUCCCCCUCCAUUGAGGAAAUUAUAGUUGAUCUAGUUAACAGAGCUUCGCUACUUUUUUUUUUUUUAACACUAGAAGUUCUAUUAACAAACACAUACCCAACCCAAUUCAUCUCUGCGGCAAGGAUUGCGAUUAUGAGUGACUCAAAUCAAAAGCCCUCCCUGCUCCCUGAAGCGGGAAAACGAAAUAUUUUAAUCACCAGCGCUCUACCAUACGCCAACAACGUCCCACAUCUUGGCAAUAUCAUUGGUAGCGUCCUUUCUGCAGACGUCUUUGCUCGUUUCUGCAGAGCACGCGGUUUACCAACGUUAUACAUCUGCGGUACUGACGAAUAUGGUACGGCCACCGAAACACAAGCGUUGGCAGAAGGUGUAGAUCCAGCGACAUUAUGUUCCAAGUACAAUGCUAUCCAUCGUGAAAUAUACGCCUGGUUCAAGAUCGACUUUGACCACUUCGGUCGUACUCCAACUCCUCAGCACACUGAGAUCGUCCAAGAGAUGUUCACUCGACUUUGGGAAAAUGGCUUCAUUGAGCAACGAGAAACCGAACAGGCUUACUGCCCCGCCCACUCCUCCUUUCUGGCUGAUCGCUUCGUCGAGGGCGAAUGCAGCCUGUGUCAUGCAGCAGGUGCUCGUGGAGAUCAGUGCGAUGCCUGCGGAAACCUCCUGGACCCCCUGGAACCGGUCGAGGAUACUAAAGCCGAAUCAGGAGAGGAUAGGAAAGCCACUGGCUGGCUAAUAAAUCCGCGCUGCAAGCUCGAUGGCGCAACACCUGAGAGACGAAAAACAAAGCACCUCUAUCUCCGCUUAGAUGCUCUGCAACCAGAGAUCAAGUCUUGGCUCGACAACGCUAGUAAUAGCCAAGAGUGGAGUUCCAAUGCUAUAGCCAUCACUCAAUCGUGGAUUCACGACGGGCUCAAACCACGUAGUAUUACGAGAGACCUCAAAUGGGGUGUACCAGUGCCCACCAAUCUACCUGGACUUUCGAAGGAUGACUAUGAAAAGAAGGUUUUCUAUGUGUGGUUCGAUGCCUGCAUCGGCUACCCCUCGAUCACGAAAUCCUAUACAGAUAGAGAUGACCCGUCUGGUAAGAACUGGGAACAGUGGUGGAAGAACCCUGAUAAUGUCUCGCUUUACCAGUUUAUGGGGAAGGAUAACGUCCCGUUUCACAGCAUUAUUUUCCCCGGAUCUCAGCUUGGCACGAGAGAAAAAUGGACUCAAGUCACCAAGCUGUCAACCACAGAAUAUCUUAACUAUGAAGGGGGAAAGUUCAGCAAAUCUAAAAGCGUCGGCGUGUUCGGAAAUAGCGCCAAAGACACCGGUGUGGCAGUCGAUGUAUGGAGAUAUUACCUGCUCUCUAGACGUCCAGAGACUAGUGACUCCGAGUUCAGCUGGCGGGAAUUCGUUGAUGCCAACAACAACGAUCUAUUGAAAAACCUCGGCAACUUCUGUAAUCGCGUUGUCAAAUUCUGCCAGGCAAAAUUAAACGCGGUAGUACCCGACUACAGAAGUUACAAUGACCCCAGCGGUGCUCUACAGCAGCAUAAGGAGGAAGUAAAUGCUUUACUUCAAACUUACAUUGCCAACCUCAAGGCUACCAAAUUGCGCGCUGGUCUUUCCACAGUUCUUAGCAUAUCUGCCUUGGGAAAUAAGCUCCUUCAAGACAACAAGUUAAGCAACCAGCUUCUCACCGAAGACCCAGACCGCUGUGGCGCUGUUGUUGGUCUUGCUCUUAACCACCUACACCUCCUCGCCACCAUCGUGUUCCCCUAUAUGCCAGAUACCGCCAAUGCCAUUCUCGAACAGAUAGGUGUUCAGGGCUCCGGAAAUGAUCGAUUCCUCAUCCCUGACACUUGGACGGCUGAUGUCAUCCCGCCCGGCCAGGCGCUUGGAGAACCGAAACUACUUUUCACCCUUAUUCCCUCGGAGAAGGCGGAUGAAUGGCGCGAGGCCUUCGGUGGUGAAGAGCUCCGAAAGCAAAAGGCUAUAGAGCAAGAGAAGGCCGCUGCCAAGAAAGCCGCAAAGGAGAAAGAGAAGGAACGCAAGCGGCUUAAGAAGUUAGGCCUUGCAGGUGACGCCAAGAGCGAAUCACAGGGACCAACCGAACAACUGCAGAAGCUCAGUAUUUCUGACGGCGCGGGUCGUCAACCUUCUCAAGAGAAGCCCAAUUAAGUAAAAAGUUUGAGGUUCCUUGAGAAUAUCUUUCUUCAAAGUGCGAUGUUUGUAGGGCGCUGGUAUAGAGGUUUCUGCAGAGACGCCCUGAGUUUAGCGGUGCAGUGUGUGGGUGACUACCUAAGGUGAAGAGUUGCGAGUUACCUCAUCUAAGCAAAGAAAUGCGAAUCGUCAUGGGUUAAAAUAGUUGUUUGAUUUUAUGUAUUUUUCAACUGCCUUUAAGCUACCCGUCUAGAGUACGUACAUGGACAGAAUGUUUUGAUUACCUACAUGGUAUUGAAUUCAACUGCAUUUAUGCCACGUUGGCUAUACCUCGUUUUCAGUAACCCCGCUCUUUACCAUAUGCUAGGUAUGUACCUAGUCGUCUAGGGAUGAAAAUGGGUAGUAAUACCAGGUAUCUUAUUGUCUUCAGGAAGUUAGGAUGGAGUUACUAAGGUAGGUACCUAUCUUCAAUGAUAAUUGGAUGUCUCAAGGGCUAUACAGUUUACUAAUAUGGAACCCUCUGCGUCCAAGACAAGAGGUUGUUAUAAUAGGCAGCCUCUUGGAGCAAGUUGAUAACAGCACCGCGUACCUGUGCUUAUUGCCGCUCAGUUUGUAUAAUAAGGCCAUGUAGUAUUUGAUGGCACGUCACACAAGAAGUCUCACCAUGUUGCUGGAGGUGUGCCACACUGGAAGUUCCUCCUUACAGAGUUCGAAGAAGUCAAAAUACCAGCCUCAUUGUCCUUAAGACCAACUUACUGCUAGAAGC
Molecule: messenger RNA, 2960 nt
Organism: Daldinia caldariorum
Lineage: Eukaryota; Fungi; Ascomycota; Sordariomycetes; Xylariales; Hypoxylaceae
Product: tRNA synthetases class I (M)-domain-containing protein
Exons: 8
Coding region: 176-2212 (678 amino acids)
Biological process (GO): methionyl-tRNA aminoacylation
Cellular component (GO): aminoacyl-tRNA synthetase multienzyme complex; cytosol
Molecular function (GO): ATP binding; methionine-tRNA ligase activity
Source: RefSeq, a predicted model, not a curated record